AUGUGUCAGCCUCACCCAGGUGUGCCUAGUUUGGUUAGGCUGAGAGACUUGGCGCUGCUGCAUCACCAUGGCAGAUGGCUUCUUCUGCAGGGUCCUGCGGUGGUUCAGAUUCAGACUUCAGUGGGUUUGCAUGCUGCUGCUGCUGCAGGCAUGAGGGUUGAAGAGGAGGCUGCUAGUCGUGGUGGUAGAAGAGGUGGCAGCGGUGGCCCGACAAGGCAGUGCCUGUGCUCGCCGACCCGGCAUCCGGGCUCGUUUCGGUGCAGGCAACACCAUGCUGGGUAUGUCUGGGGUACUGGUCGGAUUGUGAGAAAAAACAGCUCCACUAAUUAA
Prunus armeniaca (apricot) is the source of this 330-nucleotide messenger RNA. NCBI's taxonomy places the organism in Eukaryota, Viridiplantae, Streptophyta, Magnoliopsida, Rosales, Rosaceae. The record is from the annotation of a GenBank genome assembly.